UGCGAUGUGCUGGGUUUGCCUUCGCUCGGGAAAGUUUUAGCCGGUAUCGGACGUCCCUCUGCAUCUAUGAUCUUAAAUCAAAAUGAUCUGAUAAUUAAGAAAUAUUUUUUAACAUUUUAACAUGACGGGUACAUUGGAGUUGUUCGUUUGUGUUUCGGUGUUGCUGCUUUCCCCCUGUGCGAGAGGUGCUCCAAGGGAGAGGGUGUACUACAUCGGGAUCAUUGAGGAUUUCUGGGACUAUGCGCCAAGUGGGAAAAACCUUAUAAACGGCAAAGAGAUUGCGGAUGAUGAAGUUUCAUCGAUAUACUUGGAGCAGGGGCCUAAUCGUAUCGGCAGGAUGUAUAAGAAGGCCAUGUUCCGUCAGUACACCGACGCCUCCUACACCCUGCAGGCCCAAAGGCCCGAGUGGCUUGGCUACCUGGGGCCCGUGAUCAUGGCCGAGGUGGACGAAGUCAUUGUGGUCCACCUCAGGAACAUGGCCUCCAGGAAUUACUCCAUCCACCCCCAUGGAGUGUUCUACACGAAGGAAAACGAGGGAGCUCUGUAUGCAGACCGGACCUCGGGGCGGAUGAAGCAUGACGACUCUGUCCCCCCAGGCGGGGACUACACUUACCGCUGGGAGGUGAAACCCGAGUUCGGCCCCACGCAGAACGACGCCAACUGCCUGACCUGGGCGUACCACUCCCAUGUGGCCGCCCCCAAGGACAUCGCCUCGGGCCUGGUCGGGGCCCUGCUCACCUGCAAACGAGGUGUCCUUAAGGAGCAGGUGGAGUCACAGUCGAUGGAGCUGGGACGCAACGAUGUAGACCAAAGCUUCAUUCUGAUGUUCAACGUGGUGGAUGAGUCCUCUAGCUGGUACUUUGAGGACAACAUCAAGAACUUCUGCUCGGAGCCAGACACAGUGGACCAGUCGGACGGAGAUUUUGAGGAGUCCAACCUGAUGCAUGCUAUCAACGGCUACAUGUUCGGCAACAUGCCCGACAUGGCGCUGUGCCAGCACCGGCCGGUUUCCUGGCAUCUGUUUGGCAUGGGUGGCGAGGCGGACCUCCACUCCGCCUAUUUCCACGGCAACACGGUGUUGGAGCGAGGUCACCGCACCGACGUCCUCAGCCUGUUCGCCGCCACGUUCGUCACGGCGCAGAUGGUUCCCUUGUCUCUGGGAAGGUGGCCGCUGAGCUGUCAGGUUAACGACCACCUCAUGGCUGGGAUGCAGACCUCCUAUACGGUGAAGGGGUGUGGAGAUGCAGGGGACUCCUCACAGCCUACCGGGGUUGUGAGACAGUACUAUGUGGCCGCAGAAGAGGUCACAUGGGACUAUGGUCCGUCGGGAUUAGAUAACAUCAACAUGAUAAACCUCACAAACAGCCAGAGUCCAUCAGAGCUCUACUUCGGACGGACUGCCGGUCGGAUCGGGGGGCGGUACUUGAAAGCGGUGUUCAGGGCCUACACUGACAGUACCUUCACCAGCAGGAAGCCCUCGGACAAACACAUGGGGAUUCUGGGUCCGGUCCUGCGGGGGGAGUUGGGGGACACCAUCAGUGUGACGUUCAUGAACAAGGCCAGCAGGAAUUAUGGGAUCCAGCCUCAUGGGCUCCACAUGGACAAGCUUGGCUCUGACGGUUUGGGCGGGGCUGGAGCCGAGGUGGGACCAGGGGAGACCUUCGUCUACGCCUGGCAGCUGCUGGAAGGCCCGUCUCCAUCAGACCCGGCCUGUAUCCCUUAUCUGUACUACUCCGGCACCGACCCUAUCAAAGACACCAGCUCGGGCUUAGUGGGACCCUUACUGGUCUGCAAGCAAGGGUCCCUGGGGAGCAGUGGAGUUCAGAAAGACGUGGACAAGGAGUUUUUCCUCCUCUAUUCCGUCAUGGACGAGAACGAAAGCUGGUACAUUGAUAAAAAUACCGAAACGUACGCCACUCUGCAAAGCCCAUUGACAGAACAAGAAGAGGAUGCGGAGGCAAUAACAGAGAGCAAUAGGAUGCAUGCGGUCAACGGCUUGGUGUACGGGAACCUUGGGGGUCUGGAGUUGUGUCAGGGGGAGCAGGUGGUGUGGUACAUCUUUGGCCUGGGCACCGAGGGGGACAUCCAUGGGGUCCACUUCGAGGGCAACAACUUCCAGAGGCAGAGCACCACCCGGGACACGGCCAACGUGUUCCCCCACACCACCGCCACCCUCGCCAUGCAGCCGCAGGCGCUGGGUAUAUUCGAGGUGACCUGCAGAGUGACCACCCACUACAGUGCCGGGAUGAGGCACCAGUACCAGGUGGGCCGAUGCCCGGGACAAAAUGUGACUGCCUCAGCGCCUUGGAAAGCCACCAGGGUGGUCCCGUAUUUCAUCAGCGCUGAGGAGACCGAGUGGGACUACUUCCCCGACAGUACCUGGGAGCUGGAGAACCAUCCGGUGAACAGCCCCAGCCAUAUGUAUGUGGGAAAAGCACCAGAUCGAAUCGGGCCACGCUUCAAGAAGGUGGUCUACAGGGAGUACACAGACGAGACCUUCAGCACGCCGCGGGAACAACUGCAGCACCUAGGAAUCAUGGGUCCUUUGAUCAAAGCAGAGGUGGGCGAGCAGGUCCUGGUCAUGUUUAAGAACAAGGCAAGCCGGCCCUACUCCAUCCACGCCCAAGGCAUCCAGAGGUCCUCUCGCUUCCCGGGAGCCAACCCUGUCCAACCUGGCUUCAUCACCACCUUCGAGUGGGAUUUCCCAGAGAGCUCAGGUCCAGGGCCUUCAGAUCCUAACUGCGUCACCUAUGCCUACUUCUCCCCUGUGGAUUUCGUAAAGGACAUGAACAGUGGUCUUCUGGGACCCCUGGUGGUGUGCAGGCAGGGGUCUCUGCACAGGGGCACGGCUUCUGAGAGGGAGAGGAGGGACGUGGAGAAGGAGUUCGCUCUUCUCUUCAUGGUGUUUGACGAGAACCUGUCGUGGUAUUUGGACGACAACAUCUUAACUUACCUCAACCUAGCCGCGGACUCCGACAUUAAGGAGGUGGAAGACUUUUACGAUAGCAAUAAAAAGUAUACUAUAAACGGCCUAACGUAUGGGACCCUGCGUGGGCUGGAGAUGACGAAGGGUCAGAGGGUGGACUGGUACCUCCUGGGCAUGGGGAAGGAUGUGGACAUCCACACCGUCCACUUUCAUGCUGAGACCUUCACCUACCGGACGGACGGUACGCACCGCGCUGACGUGUUGGACCUCUUCCCCGGGACCUUCCAGACCGUGGAGAUGGUGGUGGACAACCCCGGCACCUGGUUGCUCCACUGUCAUCUGUCCGAGCACAUCCGCAUGGGCAUGGAGACCACCUACACCAUACAAGAUGUCUUAAGGCCUACAGAUGGCUUGGGGCCUAAGGAAUCGACGGCGGUGCAAACCAAAGGCUCUGGUGUUGUAGUUUCGCUCUGUCUUCUUCUAAUGCGAUGGAUUCCGACCUGGACACAAAAUCCUUAACUCUUUAACACUUUGUGGCCCAUGUUCUGACAAAGAGCUAGUGAAUCAAAAAUGUGCGAUACACUUUUAGAAUACAUAGAAGACAUUUAUGGUAUCAAGUUCGUACCUGAUUAAGUAAUCGAUAAGAUAACCUAUAUUAUUGUUUAAGUUUCGUAGCAUUCGAAUGAUAUUUGUCGCCAUCUAGUGGAUGCUUGGAGUAAAUCUAGGACAAGUUGGACAAAUACAUUGUAGGCCUAUAUGUAACGAAAAAACAGACGGACUUGAAGAGAAAUUGAAAUAAAUAGAUUUGAAAAAAGAGUGUCUGCGAAACUAAAUUUGAAAAACAAAUGGGAAGCUAAAACAGGACAAUUGUGAACAUCUUGGAAGUUCCCCCUACAGCAGGGGGCAAGACCCAACACAGGGAAAAACAAGAGGGACGGCCACAAAAAAAUGGAAAGAGGGACAGCAUCUGGUUUAAGCCUGUUGCACUUUAAGACAUCAUUGGUACAGGUUAAACCAGCCAUCACCAGACACACUCAGUGAGAUCUCCUGCAUGGUAGCCUGGGAGCACCAGGCCAUGUAUCGUUAUCUGAAAGCCAUACAAUGGACCAACAUCCAACAACAAUGCAUUGGUACAUAGGGUUAGCAACAUCACUCCUGCUUUCUUCUUUAGAAAUAUGUUCAUUUUAAGAAGUGAAUGGUUAGUUAUUUGUUUGUACAUGUUAUAAUCAUUGUUAUUAUAUAUUGUAUGAUUCUAUACUGCCUCUUCAUAACGUUUUGCAUAUUUGAAUAAUAGUGAGUGAUUGAAUACGGAAGCACUGUUUUUUUUUAUACACAGUACAAUACAUUUAUUUAUAUAAAAAAAAAAGAUUGUAGAAAUUCUGCUUCGCAAUGAAUGUAUUUACAGUUGAAGACAGUGUUUUGAGGUUGCAAAUGGGAAUACAAUAAGAGAUUGGUGGAUAUUGUGUCCUUAUAUGUUCUAUAAAUAAAAUGUUAAAUAUCUAAGUGCUCGUUCAGUUGAAUGUUGAUUUCGGAACACUGAGGUUUGGAGGAACGAUGUAGUUUACGUUCAGCUCUUGUCUCUUGUAUUGUAGAACUGGCCCCUGUGAGGUCAAAGACAUUGCAGACAUUUAACAAUUAUUACAUAGAACUAGAAAAUGCAUUUCCUGCAGAAAUUGUUCUGCUGUUCUGUUAAGUGAGGUGGAUAAUAGGUUUAAUAAAGCUAUACAGUUUAAUACAUACAGAAAUGUAUACAAGAUAUAAGCACAUCAUAGAAGCACAUAUUUUUCACUUGGAAACCCAUGUCAUCUCUCAUGACCUAGGCUGAGUAAUCGUGACUGUGACUGCCGCAGGUUGUCCCCAUGAUUCACCUGAGAUCUUACCCGUCGUUGGCUGACCAGCCUAUACUAUCCUAUUACAGGGUGCCACAUCAAUUUUGCCUACUUUGCUGUGGACACCAAUGCUUAAUGAAAUAUGUCAUCUUCAACCGGCAAAUGAGGGAUAAGAACACAAGGAAACAUACUGGUAGGUGGUGUUGAGGUUCACUGGAGUCAGGAGAGACAAUGGCAGCAGUGUAGGUGGAUGU
Messenger RNA from Gadus chalcogrammus (walleye pollock), 5009 nucleotides. RefSeq names its product hephaestin-like 1b (gene hephl1b). The record is from RefSeq and is a predicted model, not a curated record. Gene Ontology annotation, cellular component: plasma membrane. NCBI's taxonomy places the organism in Eukaryota, Metazoa, Chordata, Actinopteri, Gadiformes, Gadidae. Gene Ontology annotation, molecular function: ferroxidase activity; copper ion binding. The transcript has 19 exons. Gene Ontology annotation, biological process: iron ion transport. Bases 122 to 3445 code for a protein of 1107 amino acids.